Molecule: messenger RNA, 1413 nt
Organism: Trypanosoma cruzi
Lineage: Eukaryota; Euglenozoa; Kinetoplastea; Trypanosomatida; Trypanosomatidae
Exons: 1
Coding region: 1-1413 (470 amino acids)
Source: RefSeq, a predicted model, not a curated record
AUGUUUAUAUAUAUAUAUGUGUUUGUGUUGAUGUUUUAUUUUCUUUGUUCUUUUUUUUUUUUUUUGCAUUAUGGGUUGAAUGCAGUGCCGCCCUUCAUGAAAAUUAUUAGCGAUGUCUAUCGGCAGACAUUUCCAAAGAAGCUCCGUUUUGAUAAGGCGUGCUUGAUUCUCCACGCUGAGCUUCUAAUGAUUGCACGGCGGCACAAGCACAAGAAAUACAUCCCGAAGGAAGAGAUUUGCGAUGUGCUGAACCAAUACGAGCCGUUGCCCGGCUCUCCGUGGCUGCAGCUGCCAGUGAUUCGUCAUGUUCUUUUGAUUCGGCCGAUUAACAGCGUACGGGUUUUGCUUGGAUGGCGCUCCUGGCUCAUCAACAGAUCCGUGGAUGAGGAGUUUCACCGUGUGAAGAGGUGGAUGACAGUGCAGGAAGGAACGGGCGCCAAAAAUUUCAAGGCGCAUCGCAUUUCCGGUUUUGUUUUACGGGAACGGUUUGUUGCCGAGGUGUUGGACCCGUUCCAUGUGGCUGGCAUGUACCAGCGGAUGAUGCGCUGGGGUUUGUUUGUUGUUAUCGUGUUGCUUCUGUUUAUCUUCGCGUCUCUGAAUUUGGAUGCCCUUGUUUACUUCUUUUUGGUCCGUUGGUGUGGGAUGGGUCGGAAAGAGGUGUUCGAAUGGUUUCGUGGCAUUACAGAGAGACACCUCAUAACGGAGGUGCCGCCGGCGUACAAGACCCUGCUACCACUGCCCUGUGUUCUGCACAUGCCAUCUGACGGGGUGGAACGAUAUGAGACAAAGAUUUUGGAGCUUGUUUCACCGGACGAAAAUAUUGUUGUUAUGGCGAUUCCGUGUCCACAGGUGGGAAGUAAGAAAUUUUUUGCCGCCGUUGGAAAGGCUGCUUCGCUAUGCGAUGCUGUCAUGAUGGAGGGUGUGUCUUUUGAAUACAUUGAUAGGAUCGUACCGGCUGCUUUUCUUCCACUGCGAGAUAAUACAUUUCCUGCAUUGGGGUUACAUCAUCGUUUUAUUGACAUUGUUCGCGGUAAGCGGGAACCGCCAUUUUUGUACCCGACAGUUUCAGAGAUGACUUGGAAGGUCUACUGGACUCAAUUUUUUGUGCCGUUUGAGUGGCGUUGCGUCUAUUCGCCCACAAGCUUUUCUGCAUCGAAGGGUGAGGCGAAGAUGUGCUGGGGGCGGCUGCGGGAACUGAUCGAGACGGUCAGCGCAUCUCAGGCAGAUGCGGGAGAAGGGGGAGCAGAACCGUACGUCAUUUGCCUGCCAUGGACGUUGCACCAGAUUGUGAACUUGGAGGCCAGCCUCAUUAAGUACGGAUUUCGGGUGGGGCGGGUUUUCUCCAUGGAGUGGAUGGAUCGUGAUUACAUGGGCAGACACUUCUGCGACUACUAUGGCAUCGCAGAGGGAUAG